This is a messenger RNA of Danaus chrysippus (African queen), 855 nucleotides long. Lineage: Eukaryota; Metazoa; Arthropoda; Insecta; Lepidoptera; Nymphalidae. The record is from the annotation of a GenBank genome assembly.
AUGUUAAAACAACAAAACAAAACGAUAUCGAGGAGCGUUCACCCUUACCAAACAACUGUGGUACCUCGAACCGAACAACAACUUUCAUCGGCUGCCCAACAACGAGCUAAGUUUCCGUGGGCUGAAGACGUCAAUGCUCCCGUCUACCAAGUUCCUGGGACAGAUAGUUCCGCAUCAGAAAACGCAUAUCAUAUGCCCGUCUAUUACCAAAACUCUCAAAGAGAUAAUGGUCCUCCGUCACCAGUUUACCAAAUGCCGUACGCUACAGGGACAUGGCGUAGUUACAAAAAAUGUGAUAACGUAACAUCAAAGCCGAUGUCCACAACAUACGCCUUUCCUCCCUGCGCCUCGUCCUUUUCAUUGCCUACAUGUGACGAUCACACUAGAACAAUGACUCGUUCCCCUGUCCCUACAUUACCGUCGGUAAGCCCUGAAGUUCCUAUUAUUGGAGCCUGCGGUGGCCAUUGUCCAGGAUUUGAAUAUGUGUGCUAUUAUAUAUUACAAGUAAUUUUUGUAGUUGGCAUAUUAACAGGAAUCUCUUUGUGUAUCGCUGGGAUUGUAUUGCGUAGGACAAACCGCAACGGUGAUCUGGGUGUUUUAGUUUAUAUUGGUAGUCUAUCGUCAUGUGUGUGUGGAGUGCUUCUAGGAGUACAGUGUUGUGUCCGUCGUGAAAUAAGACAGAGGAAGUUGAGAGCUAAUUUGCACAUUCCUAUGCAGGCUAUACCAGAGGCUCCUCAAAUUUGUCCAUUAUUGACAUCUACUUUACCUCAUAGUCAAGUUUACAGGCCCACCACAGCCAAUGUAUGUGAUGAAGACUUACCAGGCGUCCCAUGGUGGCGUCGUGCCAGAGACUGA